Molecule: messenger RNA, 621 nt
Organism: Choloepus didactylus (southern two-toed sloth)
Lineage: Eukaryota; Metazoa; Chordata; Mammalia; Pilosa; Megalonychidae
Product: A-kinase-interacting protein 1-like
Biological process (GO): regulation of non-canonical NF-kappaB signal transduction
Cellular component (GO): nucleoplasm
Source: RefSeq, a predicted model, not a curated record
AUGGAGAACUAUCUGGCGGCCACGGCGCUGAAUGGGGUGAACCGACUUACUCUGCAGCGCUCAGCUAGGCUGGGUCAGGAAGUGCUGGAGCAGGCCAAGAGGAGGGCAGUGGACUGGCACUCGCUGGAGCUCCCCAAAGGCAGCAUGGGGGUCCUUGCCCCGGAGAGGCCUGACCAGGAAAGACAGCCAGCAACCAGUCCGCAGCGCCUUUUCCCAGGAGAGAGAGAAGAAAGACACCCAACCCUCAAUGGUUCCUUCGGGACAAUGGCUGAAUUCAUAGACUAUACUUCAAGUCAGUGUGGGAAAUAUUAUUCAUCUGUGCCAGAAGGAGGAGGGGCAACCCAUGUUUAUCGUUACCACAGAGGGAAGUCAGAGCUGCACUUGUGCUCAGAAGGGAAUGGUCAGAGAAAAGACACAUCCCUUGGUCUUGGAGGCAUCUAUCAAGCAUCAGAGUGUGACCUAGAGGCAUCCCAGCCUGCUGAGAAUAUCUCUAAGGACCUCUACAUAGAAGUAUAUCCAGGCACCUAUUCUGUCACUGUGGAUUCAAAUGACUUAACCAAGAAGACUCAUGUGGUAGCAGUUGACUCAGGACAGAGCGUGGACUUGGUCCUCCCUGUAUGA